AUGCCCCGCCAGCCUUUGGCAGAUACCCCCGGCCUUCCCCCAUACGGUCAGCGCAGCUCUGAGCGACGGAAGGAGCAGAAUCGAAUAGCACAGAGGCAGCUCCGAGAGCGUCGACAGCAGCAAGAGGCGGCCCAAACACUGAAGCUGCAGCAACAGCAAACUGAGAUAAGGAGACUUCACCAUUUGAUCACAGAAUUGCGGAACGAAAACUUCACUCUCCGCAGUCAAAGUCAUAACCGACGCCGGCAAUCUGUCAUACCGAUCUCAUCGCUUUCCAGAGGCUUAGCCAUUUCACACCCAUACCCACCUGCCGCGACAGCCGGACGGGCACCAACGCUCGAGUCAAACUAUACUAAGCCCUUCCUGGCGAGGCACAGUAUCGACAACUCAUCCCUUCAUGGAGCAGGAAUCGACACCACCAACUCCUCUCAUCGCAUGUAUGAACACAGACUCCUGAAAAGCUGGGGCAUUGAGAAUCAACGGAAGCCGAGCUUUGCCUCCCAUUUGCGGCAACCAGCGGUAAUGAGUGCUGCUUUGUACGCGGCACAGCUGGCUUCGGAUCACCAGGCUUCUCCUGCGCCACGAUUGGAAACUUGCGCUAGUCAAGACACCAACGCGCCAGCAAACUUAGAAAACAAGGAAGGUCUUCCGGCCGACAGCUUUUGCCGGCAAACGCACUCUCAUGAGAUAAGCGCUGGGCCCGCGGGAUCCAAGACUCUCACCUCGAGUUGGUUAUCACGAAAAACUACUCCACCGAUGAGGGAUGCUGGUGGGGACUGGGUAAACAGCCCAGAAAAACUGAAUCAAAGUCCUCAACUUAUAUCUACCCCCGAGACGGAAAACGCUUUCUUUGCACCCCCUUCGGUUAAUUUAUCUUCUUUUUGGCCCAAUGAACCCCCCACUUGCCCCAACAACCAUGAUGGCUUUGGAGAUGUAGAUUACUUCUCCCCAUUCGCGUCAUCAGUUGUUCCUUCGGAAUUCUUUCCUGCCUCCGAUCCACCACUGCCUAGCGAUCGAAUUCAAACGCGGAAAACGAGUGAAAGUACUAAUAGUGAUUCCAAUUCGGUCGCGCCGACCUCAGACGAGUAUUCCUCUCUCUCUUGUAUGAGUACCAAUCCAGCGCGUGUCCCGUUCAUCUCGCCAGACCUACCUUCGUAUCAUAUCGCCCGGUCUUUGUCACCGACAGCCACCGGGAGCUCACCAGAAGCACAAGUAGAAGAAAGAAACAUUAGUGAAGGAAAUACGGCCAUCCACUUCAGGUCUCCCUUUUCAGAACCCAACGACUCAGAAAUCACCGGUCAUCCAAACUUCGGCUUGCCCUUGAGUUGGAUCGAAGCGAAAAAAUUCAACGUGGAGGCCUUAAGUCCUUUACCAACUCAUCCGAAACCUAUGUGUUUGGACGUGAGUGAGCUGUGGGGUUCCGACUUCUGA
Messenger RNA from Puccinia triticina, 1431 nucleotides. RefSeq lists its product as uncharacterized. NCBI's taxonomy places the organism in Eukaryota, Fungi, Basidiomycota, Pucciniomycetes, Pucciniales, Pucciniaceae. The record is from RefSeq and is a predicted model, not a curated record. The coding region runs from base 1 to 1431 and encodes 476 amino acids. Gene Ontology annotation, molecular function: DNA-binding transcription factor activity. Gene Ontology annotation, biological process: regulation of DNA-templated transcription. The transcript has 4 exons.